UCUACUUUCAUCGUGCCAAAAAAGUACAGUUUCAUCUCAAUCGAAGCAGGCAUCAAUUGCUAGUCUCCGUAAACAUAAACCCAAGUUUCCAUAGAUCCGGAAGACCAAUUUUUCGUGUUUCUAUUUCAUCCAUUCUUCUCACAACCAUAUUACAAUGCCAGCAUACCAUUCUACAUUUCUUACGGAAGAAUCUGCUGAUAACAGAAUUGUGGGCAACAUAGUAUUGUUACCUAUCCAUAGCAAGUUUAGAGGCCCAGCAUAUACCCCAGAACAAGAAUAUGACAUUGUCGAAGAAGUCUUGGAUUUAUUCAGAGCCAACUCGUUCUUCAAGAACUUUGAUAUCAAUGGUCCCGCUGACAGAUUGUUGAUCUACGGCAUUUUGUUCGUAAGUGACUGUCUUUCCAAGUUGAACAAGUCAGUCAACUACAAGGAAGCAGUCAAAGUGUUGAAUAACUUGUCGUUGGAUAGUUUCAGUUUGCCAGGAGAUAUUGGUUUUCCUUUGAACUCUUAUUUCCAGCCACCUGCCAACAGGAACGAGGCCGACUUGUUGAGAUCGUAUUUGCAACAAUUCAGACAAGAGUUGGCUGAUAGGUUGUUGUCGAGAAUCUAUGCUGGUGACGAGUCUACACCAAGCAAGUACUGGUUGGCAUUCACCAAAAGAAGAUUCAUGAACACCAGUUUGUAGUAGCAUUGAAUGAAUGAUAAAUUUGUAGA
Scheffersomyces stipitis CBS 6054 is the source of this 714-nucleotide messenger RNA. It is a transcript of the gene ARC18, whose product is annotated as Arc18p. Gene Ontology annotation, molecular function: actin filament binding. NCBI's taxonomy places the organism in Eukaryota, Fungi, Ascomycota, Pichiomycetes, Serinales, Debaryomycetaceae. Gene Ontology annotation, cellular component: Arp2/3 protein complex; cytoskeleton. The coding region runs from base 155 to 685 and encodes 176 amino acids. The transcript has a single exon. Gene Ontology annotation, biological process: Arp2/3 complex-mediated actin nucleation; regulation of actin filament polymerization. The record is from RefSeq and is a predicted model, not a curated record.